AUGAUUAAUCUGAACGAACCUUCGGCAUCUGAUAAUCUCAAGUUUCGUCUUUUUAACUUGGAUGAUGGUCUUGGUAAAAUAUAUUCGUUCGAUGCUGACGGCGUAGAACAUAACUACACAACAUCUCGUUAUGUACAAGUCACAACAAUCAACAUGAAGACAAAAGUUGCUGUUGAAACAAUUAGCAAAACGUAUCAAGAAUUUCGACAGAGUUACUUUCAAUCAUACUCCUUUGAUGUUGCUAUCCCUAUACCGUUAGGCGCAGCUAAAAUUGACAUUUCUUUUGGAUAUCAUCGUACUUUGUCACGCGCCUAUGAAAAAAUUACCAAAGAAAUAUCAUCAGACUGGUGGGGAAUUUACAAUGUUCAUCUGGGUCCAACAUAUUUACUAAAGUUUGAUCCACUGUUCACAGCAGCUCUCGACAAACUCGUCUCUGAGCCUACGACAUCGAAAGAUCAGGCCUACUACAACCGUCUCAUCGAAACAUUUGGCACUCACUAUGUCUCAGCAGUCAUCGUUGGUGGACUUGGGAAUCUCUAUAUAUACAUCACUAGCAGCUAUGCAAGAGAAUAUAGUCGUUCAGCUGUUGAAGAGGGAAUCAAAGUUGGCUUUGGUGUUGCUAUGGACAACGGUUUGGUAGGAGCCGGAGUAAACGGUGUUUACAACUGGGGUAAAGAGAAAUCAAGUCUUACUGAAGAAUUCAAACAAAAUUCUGAAAUGCAAACAAAAUUUAUUCCUGCUGUGGUCAUCUCACCUCAGAAUGAAAGACGGCAGUGGGACGUUUGGAAGGAGCAAGUAUUAUCUAAUCCAGCAGUUGUCAACCGCACACUUUGUCCUCUCGUCGAUCUUCUCAUCGACUACCCAGAUGAAGUUCAAAAGCACUUGCAGGCAACCAUUGAUUACUACCUUCUCAACGGAGUCCUCCCAACAUUAGAUCAGGUAUUAAGCAGCAAGUUCAGACGAAAGAAACGUGCCUUCGUCAAUUUUGAUCAAGCCAAACCAGUUCCAGGUCUCGAUGUUGUGGGCUGUGGAUUUGAUAUUGGUGGUAUUGAGAGUCGACAAUGCCUCUUUGACCUAUCGACAGGCACGAACACUACCUUGUGGGUCGACGUCUAUAACAAUGAUAAAACCUACACGGUUCCACCUAAUUUCUUCGUCUCAGAUAAACGUGAUGUCAAUGCAAUGUAUGAAAGCAGACUCUUCAAGACACUUGACGAAUUCUUUCAAAUGUCUAUCUACAGUAUACAAGAAGAUGAUGACGGCUUCUUUGGGUUCGGAGCAACAUCAAAACGUAUAGAUGUUAUUGAGAAAUACCGUCAAUUCUAUGACUAUAAGUAUCAAAUGGCCUGGACACGAAGACAAAUCUCAAUGUACACACUUGCCUUAACCACGUUUCCAACUCCACAAUUCAAUGACAUGACCCAACUAGCUAUCGAUGAACUGCCUGACACAUUUGAUAACGGCUCCAUUUCAAAUAUCAAAAAAUGGAAAGCAUUCUUCCAUGCCUACGGAACACAUUUUGUUGCCAGCUCGGACAUGGGUGGGUUAUUGUGGGCGGAAGAUUAUUUUGAAGGAUGUUUAAUUACAAAGUAUAGUGAAAGAUGGGUUAGGGAGCAAGUGAGAAGAAGUUAUUGGUUUUUUGGUGAUGAAACUUAUUCAGAACAUUAUACAAUGAAUGUUGAUCAAAUCUAUAAAAAAUAUAGUUCAUCUAUGUCAAAACUGAUUGGUGGCAUUGAUAAUAAUCCAGGUGAAGCCUCCUCAGUUGAACCCUAUAUUAUUAAUGCUUGGAUUUCAACACUUAAAAACUAUCCACAACCCAUCAACUAUCGUCUUCUACCGAUUUACACACUACUUCCAAAAGGUGAUAAAAAAGAAACAAUGAAAAAUGCAACAUAUUACUUUCGUUCACAAGCAGCUGCAGAUGAAAAUCUCUAUAUUCAACGUCUACAAACACAUCCAAAUCCGCUACCUCUGCCGAAAUUAGAUUGUUCUCCAACUGCACGACGGAGGAAACGUGCUGUCACUAGCUCUGCAUUCGAUUUGACAGCAGCACGAAAAAGUCUCUGUCCAGUAGUUGGGUUUCGAGGAACGUUCUGUCCAGGUGAUCCAGCCUGGAAUAUCAGUUCCACCAACUCGUCAGACGCCCCUAAAGCUUUAUCACUCUUGCCACAGCGAGAUUUGCCAAAAGGUGUUGGUAUGGCUAUCGACUUCAGCACUGGGAAUGUUCUUUUGCCAGCUUUGCGACUCACUUAUCCUCUCUCUCCUUCAUCUGAUUUUCUAUGGAAAGAUCCGCAUUCUGGUCGUGUCUUUAUCUUGCCGAACGAAGUUAAUCUUACACGGUUGAAUGACGAUUUACUUGAUGUCAAUGUUAGUUCGUAUUCCACCCCAACUGAAUUCACAGAUGCAUGGUUACGUCUAGGAGCUGAUGGUGACUGGUCUACAAGUCUUCUCUCCAAUCUUCAAGACAUUUCGGAUAUUGAUUCGACGUAUUUUUUAGAUGAUCAAGGAACUGCUAUUGCUCAGAACUAUAGUAAACUGUAUAAUCUACGUGUUAAAGCGAUUGAUGAUCCUGCUUCCCUACCUUUGAACUCAUAUGCUCAUACUGCAAUAAAUGCACUAACUGCCACCUAUGAUGAGGAUCU
Didymodactylos carnosus is the source of this 2642-nucleotide messenger RNA. The record is from the annotation of a GenBank genome assembly. Lineage: Eukaryota; Metazoa; Rotifera; Eurotatoria; Philodinida; Philodinidae.